Messenger RNA from Strongylus vulgaris, 489 nucleotides. The record is from the annotation of a GenBank genome assembly. NCBI's taxonomy places the organism in Eukaryota, Metazoa, Nematoda, Chromadorea, Rhabditida, Strongylidae.
AUGUUAGUUGUUUCUAAAAAACGCUUUAAGAAGGAUGAGGACCGGUCUAAAUUUACUGUACUAAGGCAUUGCCUUUCGGAAAUAGCUCAAAAUGUAGGAAGCCGUGGAGGAGGAGGAGGCUACGGCGGCGGUGGCGGAUACGACGAUGGAAGUUACGGCGGUGGUGGUAACCGAUCACGUGGUGGAGGUGGUGGAUUCAAUAUGAAUGAUAUUGGAGGCGUCAUUAAUUCGAUCAGCGGUGGUGGUGGAAAAGCAGGCAACAUUGGAAAUAUCCUUGGUGGUAUUGGUAGUCUCAUUGGUGGCGGUGCAGGACAGUAUGGUGGCGGAGGAGGAAAUAUCAAUCCAAAUCGUCUGAGCGGUGGAAUGGUAAACAUCCUCGGUGAUCUUAUCGGUGAAGCUGCUCAUCGUUUCCUUGGAGUUGAUCCAGCUACUGGAAGAAUCAUCGGUGCUGUUGCUGGAAAUGUUAUCAUGGGACUUGGCGGCAAGGAU